Messenger RNA from Drosophila gunungcola (fruit fly), 959 nucleotides. RefSeq names its product protein D3. Bases 357 to 896 code for a protein of 179 amino acids. The record is from RefSeq and is a predicted model, not a curated record. Lineage: Eukaryota; Metazoa; Arthropoda; Insecta; Diptera; Drosophilidae. The transcript has 2 exons.
GUUCGCAUAAAAGCUUUGCUAUCGUUGAAGGGCUUUUCACAAUUUUCCAUCGAAGGCAAAUCAAUGUCGAUACACUGACCAAUCAGUUUUUUAUUUCACUGUCUAUAAAACUAUUAUUUAUAGGUGCUAGCUGUUGCCAUCGCCGGAUAACCUUGAGUGCUUUUGAACACCCAGAUAUUAAUUAAUUGGACUGGAAAUUUUAAUAAAACCGCAAGACAUCCGCUGUGUUAUAGAGAAGCUUUAGCUUUGUUAUCAGCUAUCACCCAGCCGGUUGGUUUGGUCAUCAUCAUCAGUGAUAAGACCUCGACAAAAUAAUAGUAUCGUCCAUCUUUUUCGGCUGACACGUUACACGUAACAUGGAUGACAUAGUUCCGGAUGUGGUGGAUGCGGUUCCCGCUGGCACCGUGCAGGUCACCUACGGCGAUGACCUUCAGGUGAGACAGGGCAACGAGCUGACCCCCACCCAGGUGAAGGAUGUACCGAAUGUCAGCUGGUCUGGGCUCGAGGGCAGGUCCAAUUUGAUCACCCUGCUUAUGGUGGAUCCCGAUGCGCCGACUCGCCAGGAUCCCAAGUUCCGUGAGAUCCUGCACUGGGCUGUGGUCAACAUUCCGGGCAGCAACAUCGAUCCAUCCGGUGGUCAUCCCCUGGCUGCCUAUGUGGGUUCCGGUCCGCCGCAGGGCACUGGCCUGCAUCGCUACAUUUUCCUGCUCUACCGCCAGGAGAACAAGAUCGAGGAAACGCCCACCAUUUCCAAUACCACUCGUGCUGGUCGCUUGAACUUCAAUGCUCGGGAUUUCGCCGCCAAACAUGGAUUGGGUGCACCCAUUGCCGCCAAUUAUUACCAGGCCCAGUUCGAUGACUAUGUUCUCGAGCGGAACAAAACAUUCACCGGCUAGAUUUGUGCCAACAUCAUGCCGGUCUUUCGCUUUGCGAGUCAAUAAAGUCUAACCAAUCGCUUA